This is a messenger RNA of Penicillium malachiteum, 1707 nucleotides long. RefSeq names its product putative DNA-directed RNA polymerase III RPC4. The record is from RefSeq and is a predicted model, not a curated record. Gene Ontology annotation, cellular component: RNA polymerase III complex. Gene Ontology annotation, biological process: transcription by RNA polymerase III. The transcript has a single exon. Gene Ontology annotation, molecular function: DNA binding. The coding region runs from base 1 to 1707 and encodes 568 amino acids. Lineage: Eukaryota; Fungi; Ascomycota; Eurotiomycetes; Eurotiales; Aspergillaceae.
AUGCCUCCUCCGAGAGCAGGUCCCAGACGAACAAUCGCAAAGCCAGAAGGCUCCGCAGAAUCUACAAAUGCACCCGGGUCCAGCGCUACCCCAGGCCCCUCAGGUCGCCCUCCAGUGCAACGUCUGCAAUCAUUGACGAAACGCGCGCCUCCAGGAGGCAGCAUCACACCCGCAUCGCGCGCGCCCUCAGCAUUGGGCGCUGACACCGGUCCCAAGCCACUGAAAUUCCGGCCGAAGGCAGUCCAGCGAAAGAGCAAGGAAGAGCGUGACGCCAUCGAGAAAAUUGAACAAGAGCGAAAUAAUGAACGAUUGAAAGAGGCUGCUGCUAUUCAGCGAGGAAAAGAUAAUGGCCGAGGCAGAGGUUCUUUCCGCGGACGCGGUGGAGCUAUGGGUGGUGGAGUCGGUGGUCCCUUGGGUUCUACAUUCGGCGGUGCUUUCAGAGGUCGUGGUGGUGGUCAAGGACGUGGUCGUAUGCGCUCUACAUUUACUGCUGGAUCGCGGGGCCGCGACGAUGAUUCCUCGGGCGAUGAUUUGGCGACAAGCAUUGACCAGAUCAAUAUCGAGAGUGAUGAUGACUGGGAUAGUGCAGAAGAUGUGAAGGGCAAGAUGCCAAGUCGGGGCCGUCGGGCGAGAGGAUUACGUCCUGUUCGUGUGACGCGGCACGAGCACGAGGAGAGGGUGAUCCAUGUUAACAUGGAAUCCAGCUCUGCUAAGGCGGCGGAGAUUCGGGAGAAGGCUCAACAGGAGGCUGCUGAGGAGAUUUCGAGCACCGAGGAGGAUAUCGCUACAUCCCAGCCUGAAGUCAAAGAGGAGCCCUCAGACGAAAACGAUUUACCUAUGGAGGAUCUUCCAAUUGCUGAGGAUGAUGGAUUGCCUAGACAGAGAUACCGCGUGCGUCGAAAGACAUCGGAUCCUAAGUCGGCGGAGCGCAAGCCUGUGGAGAGCAAGGAAGUCAUCCCUCCAACGAAGGUCAAGCGAGACCCCCGCGAACUUCUACGCACCAAGGAAGAGAUCGAUGAAUACGACCGCCACCUUGCAGAUCUCGAGCAUAUUCGAGAACUUCUUACUCACCGAGAGCCGGAGCCAGAACCAGAGCCCGAAGCACAGCCACAAGCAGAGCCAGAAGCAGAAGCAGAGAAGUCACAACCCGCCGAAACAGACACAAACAUGGACGAUGGUCUCGACCAAGAUAAUGAAGAAGCCCCCAUUGAGAAAUUGGCGAACGAACAUCUCCUUGGACAUCUUUUCCUCAUGCAAUUCCCGCCCAUGACGCCCAACCUCUCACUUGCAAACUCCAACGACGCACCCGCCCCACAAACCACACAAUCUCAACCCCGGCCUCAGGCUCAACCGGAAGUGAAAACCGAGAAUGGAGAGGAUGCCGAUGUCGAGGUAACCGGUGAAACCGUUUCAGAUGGUCCAUCUAAGCUCAUCACCGCCGCAACAAACUGGUCCUUACCAGCCGGCCGCGUGGGCAAAUUAAACGUCCACAAGUCUGGUCGCGUGACGAUGGACUGGGGUGGCAUCAGCUUCGAAUUGGACCGUGCAGCUGCAGUGGACUUCGUACAGGAAGCGCUGAUCGUGUCUCAACCCGAGCCCGAUCAAUCUGGUCAGUUGGCGAAGGAUGAUACCAGACACCAGGCUUGGUCUAUGGGUCAGCUUUCGGGCAAGUUUACGGUUAUGCCGAACUGGGAUGCCAUGCUAUGA